GGGCACUUCAUGCACUAAGGCAUUCGAAGUGUGGCAAAAGGUUUAAGAUCUAUGGGGCAAGUCACUGACGACAUCUGCAUAAUUCCAUCCAUGUCUUCGGUAGCGCGGCUUUAAAGCAUUUCUUAUACUACAUACAACUUCCUCCAAAUAGCGAAACGGUGAUUCCAAAUCGUAGCAUCAAAUCUCACAUAAUUCUAUACCAUAAUUCCAAUUCUUAAUGCCAUCAACCAAUAUAUAAACCUAUUCUCAUAUCAUCACAAUCAAUGCGAUUACCCCAAUUCUCUAACUUAUUCCGAGCUUUCUUUACAUUUUCUACUCCAACUAGGGUUCGUCCUUUAGCUCAUCAAUCACUACGCCACAACGCAACACCAUUGAAGUCUAUGCCAACUAUUCCAUUCAUAGGAAGUCUGUUCGGCUCAAGCUCUAGCCAAUCAAACAAUAUGUCGUAUCCGGACCAGAGAACACCUGACGAAUGGCGCGCCGUUCUGACUAAAGAACAAUUUAGAAUUCUCAGAGAAAAAGGUACCGAGGCACCAGGGUCUGGGAAAUACGAUAAAUUUACCUCCGAUUCUGGAGUGUAUACAUGUGCAGGCUGUAAUGCGCCCCUAUACAAGGCAAAUCACAAAUUCAAGUCUGGCUGCGGUUGGCCGGCAUACUUCGACAGCAUUCCCGGCGCUGUGACAAGACAUACUGACAGCUCAUGGGGUAUGGAAAGAACAGAGAUUUGCUGCGCUAAUUGCGGUGGUCAUCUUGGCCAUGUUUUUAAGGGAGAGGGAUAUCCAACCCCAACGGAUGAGAGACACUGUGUAAACAGUAUCAGCUUAAACUUCUCCCCAGAAGAUAAACCAGCCCAAGGAGGAGAGAAAUAGAGUAGGGUAAAUAUCUUGGAAGUCAUAUUGAAAUUAUUUCGUUGUUUUCAGGGACUGAAUAUAUAGCAGUCGGAGGUAUGAGACGGGUAGAGCUAUUCAAAAGCGAAAUUACUAUUCAUAUACUACCUGUAUUUCGUAUAAAUGGUUUAAAUUCUCAAUAUGGAGUAUCAUGUCUCUUUUUCUAACAGGAUAAAAUAUGGGGACGUACGGGUGCUCUUUCUCGGGAGUUUGUAUAGCGUUUAGACCUCCUCAAUUCCCAAAUAUAGUUAAGAAAGGCUCAUUAGGUUGCUAGAAAUGGUCAAGGGUUUUACAUAGUUCUCACCACCUACGAAAUCUUCAUCGUAAAAGAAUGAUGAACCUACCCCUGUUAGUCGUAUAGCAGUAUGAUUUCUUUUAAGGAUGAUGACUAGAACCGGGGCAACGCAAAGUGCCUUCUGAAUUUUAUAGUGCCUGC
Daldinia loculata is the source of this 1323-nucleotide messenger RNA. RefSeq names its product SelR-domain-containing protein. The record is from RefSeq and is a predicted model, not a curated record. Lineage: Eukaryota; Fungi; Ascomycota; Sordariomycetes; Xylariales; Hypoxylaceae. Gene Ontology annotation, biological process: protein repair; response to oxidative stress. Gene Ontology annotation, molecular function: peptide-methionine (R)-S-oxide reductase activity. Bases 264 to 869 code for a protein of 201 amino acids. The transcript has 2 exons.